CAUGCAAAUGGAUCAGAUCGGGACAGAAUAAGGACCAUUUAACGCACUCGACUGACUUGUUUUUUGCUCUGGUUAAAGACCCCAGCAGGGCACAUUUUAAACCUCUUCCUCCACGGCGGCUCACACAGGUGAAAGUGUCCUCCAACUCCGCCGCAGCGCUGCCGGAGCGGUGCGUCUCAUCCAGGGAGCGCGCAGCGUGACUGCGCCUCUCCGCUCAGCCAUGACGCAUCUGCGCCCGUAGCCGCCUCGGUCUCCGUGUCACUACUAUGUUUCUCGAGCUUGGAGUUUGCUUGUCCUGGAAGGGUCCCGUUUUCUGACAAGUUGCCGUUGCUGGUUGGUAUGUUCGUCACGUCCGCCCCGGGUUAACUUGCGCGUUGUUCCCCCCCCCCCCCACCUCCUGCAGCGGCACAGACCGGAGCGGCACACAGCCGAACCGGGGCAAACAACCGGGUAAAGCGGGUAAAACCGGGCUCCUGCGUGCUGAACUUGGCCGGGAUUGGGGAUGAGAGCCGUGCGUAACGCCAGACGGGAGGCAGCAGUGACGGCGGCGUCGGGAAGCUGCUGAGCGGCUCAAUUCACCCCCAGCAUCAUCAUCCUCAGCAGCAUUUGUGCCAGGAAUAAAAACUGCGGGGGACUGCCGCUGCUCACUCCCUAUCAACACUUCCAGCUUCUUUUUUUCUUCUCCUCCUUCUUCUUUUUUUAUUUUAUUUAUUUUUUUAAUUCCUGCUAUUGCAGUUCAGCUCCUGAACCCACAGCUGCAUAAACUUGUCCAGAUCUGGUGACAUUUUUUCGCCCGUGUUGCGUGUGUUGAGGAGCCUGGAUGGAUAUUCGGCUCAUCGGCGGAAUUUGAGAAGCAAAAAAGGGGGGAUUAUUAUCAGUCCCUCUCUUAUUAUAAACCUCAAAAUGGAUGCCAACGACAUGCUUUGGGGACGCCACUGGAUAAACCUCUCCGCCGCCGAUCUGUUUGACAUCUGAGGGGCAAAGAGAGUUCAAAGUUUGGAUAAUCCGCACGGCCGAAGGUGUAGGAUGCAGUCUGGAGCCAAGACGCUCUCCGCAGGUGGAGGUGCGUCACUCUGCUGCCUACUUCUCCUCUGGCUCAUCUACUCCCAUCUGCUCAAAGAGGGCCAGUUGGCAGUGGGAACCUGCGAGAUAGUGAUGCUGAACACAGACAGCAGCGUGCCCAGGCGGACUAUUGCCAGGCAGACUGCCCGCUGCGCCUGCCGGAGAGGCCAGAUCGCUGGCACCACCAGGGCGAGGCCGGCCUGUGUAGACGCGCGAAUCGUGCGGAGCCGUCAGUGGUGUGAGAUGGCUCCCUGCCUGGAGGGGGAGGUCUGCAGCCUCCUGCUCAACAGAUCCGGCUGGACCUGCACCAGGGGAAGUGGUCGCAUCAAGACUGUCACGCCUUUGCCCAAGGAGCCAUCGUAGGAUGGAGAAGAAAACAGGAGGUUCAUUGACAUCUAUAUCCGAAGGAACUGGAGUCAGUUACAACACCAGAACAUACACCAACGAGGCUCCCAAACGUUACACAAGUCCCAACCAUCAAUAUGAAAAUAAUAAUAAUAAUAAUAAUAAUAUUAAUAAUAAUAAUAAAAGAACCGAGAGUUUCUCCCAAGGCCACACUGAAAGUCCCUUGAACAACACAUCUGAAAUCUUGAGAAGCAUCAAGAGAGCAACACGCUACACCAUCAGCAUUGAACUUUCACCGCAAUUAAAUCCACGGUCUCAUCAUGAAACAACCCCCCCCUGAGGAACAGCUACCAACGGAGUAGGCAGUGGAUUACUCAUUGAAGUAUUUGGCUUUUCUGUGUUUUUGUUUUUUUGUCAGGCGCUUUCUUAUCUCCAGGGGGACGGCUCCUUGAAGAUUUUUAUUUUUUUUUUUGUACCUUUGUGACUUGAUUUAAGAGAAGUUCUUUCAAAAGUCAGCCGCUUCAUCUUUACUAUCACUGCUGUGAAGCUUUCCAGGCUUACAACCCCGCCGACUUUCUUUAAUGACAGUUUGCUGCUAAGGACUUUGCCGAGCUUGAGCCAGAACAUACAGUCCAUCGGAUUCUAGUCUUUAACACCUUCUUUUUUUGUUUCUUAUUUGACUGGGUGACACUUCACGAGGCUGCGGCCACUAAAAUGCCCACGUAGGAGCCCAGGACGGUCAAAGACGAGAUUAGGGGAAGUGAGACGACGGUUUCUUCGGUGAACAAGGAUCCCGAGAGGGAAAUGUGGACAUUUUGGAUGAUUUAGCUCACAUCUUGUGUUUCUUUUUCUUUUCUUUAAAUUUUAAAUGUGGUGCCAACAUAGACUAGAAGAGUAGCUUUUGUCAAUGAACCUCACCAUCUCGUACACACCGCCGGGAGCAUUCAGCAGAUGUGGACCCCUGGCUCAUUUUAAUGGGUCUAUUUAUGUGUGUGUGUGUGUGUGUGUGUGUGUGUGUGUGUGUGUGUGUGUGUGUGUGUGUGUGUGUGUGUGUGUGUGUGUGUGUGUGUGUGUGUGUGUGUGUGUGUGUGUGUGUAAGAGAGAGAGGGAGGGAGAGGGUGCAUGUUUGCUCCUAAAGUGUGUGAAUAUGGGUGUGUAUGCUUUUAUGUCUCUGUGAGCGUGUGUGUGUGUGUGUGUGUACAUCCAGAAAUACACUGUGAAAUAAGUCAUACCCAAUGCAUUAUUCAUACUCUUGUAUAUUUUUGGGACAUGCCCAGACCAGAGCGCGCCAUCUGGCAAAAAGAAGCAUUGGGGAUUUUACAGAUGUUGGGUUU
Cololabis saira (Pacific saury) is the source of this 2741-nucleotide messenger RNA. RefSeq names its product TAFA chemokine like family member 5, like (gene tafa5l). The transcript has 5 exons. NCBI's taxonomy places the organism in Eukaryota, Metazoa, Chordata, Actinopteri, Beloniformes, Belonidae. Bases 1027 to 1425 code for a protein of 132 amino acids. The record is from RefSeq and is a predicted model, not a curated record.